Symbiodinium pilosum is the source of this 307-nucleotide messenger RNA. The record is from the annotation of a GenBank genome assembly. Lineage: Eukaryota; Dinophyceae; Suessiales; Symbiodiniaceae.
GUCAUCCUGAAGACGGGAGAAGCCGAGACGGAUCAUGGAGGCGAACUGGUCAUCGCCGGAUCGAGGGAUGGCAGAUGGGAAGGAGUGGCCAACGUCACGAAUGUGGACUUCAUCAGAAUGGGAAAGCACCUGUAUCAAGCCCCGGCUUUGAAGUACAACUUCUUGGGGGGGCAGGGCAACAUGUCGAAAGUGGAGAACUGCGUCUUCAGCCACUCCCAGUCCGGCGCGAUCGAGGCCAAUCAUGUGUCCCACUUACGCAUCGCUCAGAACGUGUUCCACAGGACAUUCCGAAGUGCGGUGUGGCUGC